This is a messenger RNA of Leptinotarsa decemlineata (Colorado potato beetle), 777 nucleotides long. RefSeq names its product U3 small nucleolar ribonucleoprotein protein IMP3. Gene Ontology annotation, molecular function: rRNA binding; snoRNA binding. The record is from RefSeq and is a predicted model, not a curated record. Gene Ontology annotation, cellular component: Mpp10 complex; small-subunit processome. NCBI's taxonomy places the organism in Eukaryota, Metazoa, Arthropoda, Insecta, Coleoptera, Chrysomelidae. Gene Ontology annotation, biological process: rRNA processing; ribosomal small subunit biogenesis.
GUUCUGUGAUCCGAUCCAUAUUAGAAUAUAACCAAAAAUACAUGAGGGUAAAAUGGUUCGAAAAUUGAAAUACCAUGAACAGAAACUACUGAAGAAAGUUGAUUUCAUAUCAUGGGAAGUAGACAAUAAUCUACAUGAAGUUAAAGUACUCAAGAAAUAUCACAUACAAAAACGGGAAGAUUAUACAAAGUAUAAUAAAUUAGCUAGGAAUAUACGGGAACUUGCAAGAAAAAUUAAAGAAAUCGACUCAAAUCAUCAAUUCAGAACAGAAAGCAGUGCUCAAUUGUUAGAAAAACUGUAUCUUAUGGGAUUGAUCCCUACAAGAUGGGAUCUCAGUUUAGCAGAAAAAGUAACAGCAUCUUGUUUUUGUCGUAGGCGUUUACCAGUUGUAAUGGUUAGAAAUAAAAUGUCAGAGACAAUAAAAUCAGCUACAAAAUUAAUAGAGCAGGGACAUGUAAGAGUGGGACCAGAAUUGAUAAAAGAUCCAGCAUUUCUGGUUAAUAGGACAUUGGAAGAUUUUGUUACUUGGGUAGACAAUUCCAAGAUCAAACAGCAUGUACUGGAGUACAAUGGAUUGAGGGACGACUUUCUGCUGUGAGUGAAGGAACUAUUCAACUUGAUUGAGGGCAGGUUCAUGAGAAAAAGAAUAUAUCUGUGAUGCUGAAAACACAAUUACAUUUUUUGGUGAAACAUAGAAGUUAUGCCUGUUGAUUAACAUGUCACAAUCGAUGUUAUGUUUUAUGCUUGAAAUUAUUAAAGUUCUUUCAUUAAUAACUA